This is a messenger RNA of Nicotiana tabacum (common tobacco), 764 nucleotides long. RefSeq lists its product as uncharacterized. The record is from RefSeq and is a predicted model, not a curated record. NCBI's taxonomy places the organism in Eukaryota, Viridiplantae, Streptophyta, Magnoliopsida, Solanales, Solanaceae.
ACAAACAACCCCAAAACAUUCCACACCAAACAAAAACCACCCAAAUAAUACUUCUUUCAUAGUCUUAUUUACAAACACCAUAGCUAGACAAACCAUGGCUCUUCCUUCUCUUUCUCCACAAGAUGAUUUUAGCUUUCCAACAAUCACCGAUACACCACCAUGUUUCAUUGAAUCACCACCUUUAUGGAGGACAACAUCCAUUUCCUCCGGUCGCCUCGAAAAAAAACCUAGAAAUGAUCAUAUUACAUCUACAAAGAAAGAAGUUGAUCAUGAAGAAAAAUUUGACAUGUCUCCAUUAAUAUCCAACUAUAUUAACCAAAGAAGGAGUUUCUCAUACAUAGAAGGUGCUGCUGCAAUGAAGAGAAUGAUUGAAGAUGAACAAAGUCAUAAUCAUAAAGAGGAAGUAGAACAGGAAGAGGAGAAGAUGGAUAUGUUAUGGGAGAAUUUCAAUGAAGAAUCCAACCAAAUUAUGACAAGGUGUUGUGAGAAAGAUACAAAGAAGGGUCUAAUUUCCCCGGGAAGAAUGGUGGAAUUCAAAUGUGGUCAAGCUUUGAGUCUGUCCAAAGCCAGUAAAAGGCAAAGCUUAGUGGUUCUCAUCAAAGUCUUGAGAAAGGUGUUCUUGCUUCAUGCUUCUCCAACUUCAUUCAAGAAAGUUAAACUUUAAUUUGAUCAUUUCUUUGCACCUCUCUCUUCCUUUUGUUGCGCAUAAUUUUAUUGAGUUUUCUUGUAUUUCUUCCAUUCAAUGAAACCCUACUUUCCACCUU